Symbiodinium pilosum is the source of this 3288-nucleotide messenger RNA. Lineage: Eukaryota; Dinophyceae; Suessiales; Symbiodiniaceae. The record is from the annotation of a GenBank genome assembly.
AUGAGUGAACAGUACGACGUUGUUGUCAUUGGUGCCGGUCCUGGAGGAUAUGCUGCAGCAAUCCGUUGCGCCCAACUGGGAUUAUCAACCGCAUGUAUCGAAAAAGACAAAGGCAAAGAUGGUGAACCCACUCUGGGUGGGACCUGCCUGAAUUGGGGCUGUAUCCCGUCCAAAGCCUUGUUAGACACUUCACACAAGUAUAUUGAGGCGAAAGAGCACUUCGCUGACAUCGGCAUUACCACCAGUAAUGUCGAAGUGGAUGUGCCCAAAAUGAUCGCGCGCAAAGACGAAGUCGUGAAAGGCCUGACCGGCGGUAUCGCCGGCCUGUUCAAAGGUAAUGGGGUCACCGCACUUUAUGGCACAGGCAAACUCCUGGCCAACAAACAGGUUGCUUUUACCGACCACGACGGCAAUGAAUCCAUGCUGCAGGCUGAACAUGUCAUUCUUGCACCAGGAUCUGUACCCGUCUCAAUCAAACCCGCACCGCUUACAGAAGACUUUAUUGUCGACUCUACCGGCGCACUGGAAUUCACCGAGGUACCUAAGCGUCUGGGUGUCAUUGGUGCUGGUGUCAUCGGCCUGGAACUCGGCAGCGUAUGGCAGCGUCUGGGCGCUGAAGUUGUGAUCCUGGAAGCACUGGAAGAAUUCCUGCCCAUGGCAGAUGAGCGCAUCGCACGAGAUGCUAAAAAGAUUCUCACCAAUCAGGGUUUAGACAUUCGCCUGGGCACACGAGUGAUUGGCGCCGAAGUUAAAGAUGGUGCGGUUGAAGUGAGUUAUCAGGACAGUGAAGGCGAUCAGUCGCUACAGGUCGAUAAACUUAUCGUUGCUGUUGGUCGACGGCCGUUUACUGAAGACCUGCUGUCGCCCGACUGUGGCGUCAAUCUGGACGAACGUGGUUUCCUCUACGUUAAUGAUCUCUGCCAGACUGAUGCGCCAAAUGUCUAUGCAGUGGGAGAUGUUGUCCGUGGCCCGAUGUUGGCCCACAAAGGUACCGCAGAAGGUGUGAUGGUGGCUGAACGCAUCGCCGGAUUUAAGCCCCUGGUAAACUACGAUACAAUUCCCAGUGUUAUUUAUACACAUCCCGAAAUUGCCUGGGUGGGCAAAACAGAGCAACAGCUCAAAGCUGACGGUGACAACUAUAAAGUGGGCAGCUUUCCAUUUGCUGCCAGCGGUCGAGCUCUGGCUGCUAAUGAUACCCAGGGAAGCGUUAAGGUGAUUGCCGACGCGGACAGUGACCGUAUCCUCGGUGUCCAUAUUCUGGGACCGCAAGCCUCAGAAUUAGUAGCCCAGGCGGUCAUCGCGAUGGAGUUCGACGCCAGCGCAGAAGAUUUAGGUCUGAUCAUGUUUGCUCACCCGACAUUAUCCGAAUCGGUGCAUGAAGCCGCCCUGGGUGUUGCCGGGCAUGCCAAGGGGCUAUUUGCCGAAUACGGCUUACCCGUCUCAGAAGGCUACGCAGUAGAUACUGCAGAGGAAGCUGUUGAAGCAGCCAAAAAAAUUGGCGGUGACCGCUGGGUUGUCAAAGUGCAGGUCCAUGCUGGCGGCCGAGGCAAGGCCGGCGGCGUUAAACUGGCCGACUCUUAUGACGAAAUCAGAGCCUUUGCAGAGCAGUGGAUCGGCAAAAACCUGGUCACCUUUCAAACAGAUGAAAAUGGUCAGCCCGUCAGCAAAAUCUAUGUAGAAAGCUGCACUGACAUUGACCAGGAGUUGUAUCUGGGUGCAGUUGUGGACCGUGGCAGCCGCCGGGUAAUCUUUAUGGCUUCAACAGAAGGCGGUGUCGAAAUUGAAACCGUCGCCGAAGAAACGCCUGAGAAAAUCCUCCGUGCAGUCAUCGACCCCUUUGUGGGUGCCCAGCCUUAUCAGGGUCGGGAACUGGCAUUUGCGCUCGGCCUGGAAGGUGCCCAGGUGCGUCAGUUUACUAACCUGUUUAUGGGGCUGGCUAAGCUGUUCGAAGAAUCCGAUUGUGCGCUGCUGGAGAUCAACCCUCUUGUCGUGACCAGCGAAGGCAAUAUUCACUGCCUGGACGCGAAAGUCACCAUCGACGGUAACGCGCUGUACCGACAGCCGAAACUCGCUGCGAUGAAUGAUCCGAGUCAGGAAGAUGAACGCGAAGCUCAGGCAGCCGCGUUUAACCUUAACUACGUCGCGUUAGACGGCACCAUCGGUUGUAUGGUGAAUGGCGCCGGGCUUGCGAUGGGCACGAUGGACCUGGUGAAGCUGCAUGGCGGUAACCCGGCAAACUUCCUUGAUGUAGGCGGCGGCGCGACUAAAGAAGCGGUUGCCGAGGCAUUUAAGAUUAUCCUGUCUGACGAAGCUGUUACGGCGGUGCUGAUCAAUAUCUUUGGCGGCAUUGUCAGCUGUGCAACUAUUGCCGAAGGCAUUAUCGGUGCAGUUGAAGAAGUUGGUGUCAAUGUACCCGUGGUUGUUCGAUUUGAAGGCAAUAAUUCUGAGCUCGGUAGAAAAACGCUGGCCGACAGUACCCUGCACAGCGAACAGGCGCUUGCCUAUGGCACGCAACUGGUAGGCGGUGUUACACCCGGGAAAGGUGGUACAACCCAUCUCGGUCUGCCGGUUUUUAACACCGUGGCUGACGCGGUUGCCGCCACCGGCGCUACCGCAUCCGUGAUCUAUGUACCUGCGAGCUUCUGUAAAGAUUCAAUCCUGGAAGCUCUGAAUGCGGGCAUCAAACUCAUCGUGUGUAUCACCGAAGGCAUUCCAACCCUGGAUAUGCUGGCUGUCAAAGCACGCCUGGAUAUCAGUGACGCACGUAUGAUCGGACCAAACUGUCCUGGUGUGAUUACACCUGGAGAAUGCAAAAUUGGCAUCAUGCCAGGUGAUAUUCAUCUGCCGGGUAAAGUGGGCAUCGUGUCGCGCUCAGGCACCUUGACUUACGAAGCCGUCAAGCAGACUACGGAUCGUGGCUUUGGCCAGAGCACCUGUGUCGGUAUUGGUGGCGAUCCUAUUCCUGGCAGCCACUUCAUCGACAUUCUGACAAUGUUUCAGGAAGAUCCAGAUACAGAAGCCAUUGUCAUGGUCGGAGAAAUCGGCGGCACAGCUGAGGAAGAAGCAGCGGCCUUCAUCAAAGCCAAUGUCACCAAGCCCAUUGUUGGCUACAUCGCAGGCGUGACGGCCCCUCCGGGGAAACGUAUGGGCCAUGCGGGGGCGAUCAUCGCUGGCGGAAAAGGUACCGCAGAUGAGAAGUUUGCCGCGCUUGAAGAUGCCGGCGUGCGCACAGUACGCAGCCUGGCUGAAAUCGGCGACGCUCUGGCUGAGGUAACCGGCUGGUCCUAA